This is a messenger RNA of Thalassophryne amazonica, 3382 nucleotides long. RefSeq lists its product as uncharacterized. Gene Ontology annotation, cellular component: cytoplasm. The record is from RefSeq and is a predicted model, not a curated record. Gene Ontology annotation, molecular function: calcium-dependent cysteine-type endopeptidase activity; calcium ion binding. Lineage: Eukaryota; Metazoa; Chordata; Actinopteri; Batrachoidiformes; Batrachoididae. Gene Ontology annotation, biological process: proteolysis. The transcript has 20 exons. Bases 48 to 2162 code for a protein of 704 amino acids.
UCUCCGGAGCAGCAGAUCUGUGUGUGUGUGUCUGUGGUGUCGGUGAGAUGUUGAGGUCUUUGAGUUUGUCGUCGGACGGCUCCGUCCCUCCGCCGGACGACGAUGUGGACUCGGUGUGUUCGGACGAGCUGCUCGGUUCUCAGUCCCGCCGCUGGCUGGCCGACAUGUUGGACCUGGGCGCGCCCGCGGAUAGCGGGAGCGUGCACACCGUGGGCCGGGACGGCCUGUUCGUGGAUUAUCACUUCUCGCUCGGGGAGCUGGAUAUGAGGCCUGGAGUCGAGUGGAAGCGACCGAAGGAGAUCUGUUCGAGCUCUGGACUCUCACCGCAGUUCAUCGUGAACGGAGCGACACGCCUGGAUGUGCGACAGGGAGAACUCAAUGACUGCUGGCUACUUUCUGCAAUCGCAUCACUGUGUGUUCAUCCAACGCUGCUGAAGAAGGUCGUCCCUGUAGGACAGAACUUCCAAGAGGGAUAUAAUGGCUCCUUCACCUUCAAUUUCUGGCAGUAUGGUCAGUGGGAAGAAGUGAGGAUAGAUGACCUGUUGCCCACUCAGAAAAACGAACUGCUCUACCUGAGCUCUCCAGAAAAAAACGAGUUCUGGAGCUCCCUGUUGGAAAAGGCCUACGCCAAAUUGAAAGGUGGCUACAGAGCUCUGGACAUGGGCUUCCCACAUGAGGCUAUGGUUGACAUGACAGGUGGCAUUACAGAGGUUUUGAGCGUAAGCUCCUUACCCAAAGACUUGCCACGCUUUCUCAGACACCUAUUGGCUAAAGGAGCUCUUAUCAACUGUGCCAACUGUCGGGGCCCUCUAGAGCAGAAGACUGACCUGGGGAUCAUGUUCAGACAUGCCUACUCUCUGACUGCAGUGGAGAAGGUGAACACGGCACAUGGAGCUGUAAUUUUGGUUCGCAUCCUUAACCCUUGGGGUAACACAGAGUGGGAGGGGCCAUGGAGCGACUUCAAAGGUCCAGAGUGGAACACAGUGAGUACUGAGGAGCAGCGGCGACUGGGCAGAAUAAGCAGGGAGGACGGCGAGUUCUGGAUGGCAGUGUCAGAUUUCCGCUGUAGCUUUGAAAUCAUGGAGGUGUGUCAUUUGACCGAAAACCUCAGCCAACCAGGCUCAAGUAUGCAGCCGUGGUGUUGCACAUUGCAUCAUGGGAACUGGGUGCCACACGUGUCGGCAGGAGGUUCUCCUGAAUGGGGGUAUUUCUGGCAGAAUCCUCAGUUCUGCUUUGAUCUGUUGAAGGCAGACAGAAACCCAACAGCCUCCGAAAAUUCCUGCUCAUUUGUCCUGGCUCUGAUGCAGAAACACCAAAGACGUCUGAGCAUAGACCUGCAUAUCGGGCUGCAUAUAUAUCAGGCUCAUCCUAAGAAUAGGUAUCUAUCACAAGAGGACCUAAAAUCACAUCCACCCGUCUUGUCCACCCCACGUGACACCUCACGUCGGGAGGUUGUCCUUCGUGGUGCUCUUCCACCAGGUCACUACGUCAUCAUCCCUUUCACCUCAAAGCCCAAUCAGCAGGGAGCAUUCUUGCUCCGUGUGCUGACAGAGCAGGGCAACACGACCACUCCAGCUGACAUCCCACUUCCACAAGACUCUUCAUUGUCAAAGCCGUUGUGCCCAAACCAGGAGGCCCUCCCUUCCACUAAAGUUGUCAUGCAGCUCUUCAACAAGUACUGCAAGCAGGGCUUCUGCAAACCCAUGCACCUCUACAAGCUGCUGACUGAGGCCAUCCAGGGAGGAGUGUUGAAAGGCAGUGAGACGUUUCUGGCUCUAGAACACUGUAAGAGCUUGGUGGUCCUGAUGGAUAGCCAAGGCACCGCUCGCUUAAACUGGGGGGAGUUUGUCAGCCUGUGGGACAAGAUCAGGAUGUGGACGGAUAUCUUCCUGGUGUUUGACAAGAAUAAAUCUCACUUCCUUGAGUAUCAGGAGGUGGCUCCAGCUCUGCACGCAGCAGGUAUUGUGGUGGAUGAUUCGGUGAUGCAGCUGGUCGGCCUGAGAUACACGGAGCCAAACCUGACCAUCAGUUACCCAGGAUUCCUCUACCUGUUGAUGAAACUGGAGACCAUGAUCCACAAAUUUCAAGCACAUGACAUGGUGGGAAUGGGCAGCAUAACCAUCAGCUACAGACAGUGGCUCCAAAUGACCAUGUAUAACUGAUGUGGUCCAGUCAGAUGGUUCUCUCUCUGGGAUCACCACAUUGGGACUUCUGGACCUCCCAAGUCUUCAUCAGUGACUGUUGAACUCAACAACACCAAACCCAGAUUAAACAUAACCCUCAUCAGCUCCUCGACACAAACCACUUGUAUGUUAUAAAAAACAAAACGACAACAUGCAGCAGGACAUCAAUUUUACUCUUUUCUUGGUUUUAGCAGAAACAUUUGUCUUGUUCACUUUGUCACUUUUAGAAGUUUUCAGGAAAAGGUCCCAUAAAGGAUUUGCAACACAGUGUCCACAAUAAGAAUGUAUCUGUAAUAUAAGGUUUUUUGUGAGUAUAACAGCCCGUUCAGAUGUGCGCGCUGCAGCUCUGAGACGCAUUGACCCGCAGUGACACACGGUUCACAAGAUGAAUGUGUGCCACAGACAUUGCACAUAAUAUUUUGUUUGCUGUCCCUGGACUUGAGCCAAUGGAGGUGCACAUAUGGCUCAUCCGUGCGACAGUCGGGACACACCAGCAGGAUUUGUCACGCCUGACCGUAACAAUUUACCCUCGUACGCGAUCAGACUGUCUCUUUUGCCGUUUUGAUGCCAUCACAACAUUUAGAGUGCAGUCAGACUGCAAUCAGACUGCACUUCGACCGCCGUACACGUUUUCCCCACCUCGAGUGCACCCCGACAGUGGUGAGCAUGUGCUGGACGAAUGUGCACGGCUGUGUCUUAUGCACUCAAGAAUUCUGUACAAGGAUUUUCGAGUGCCCCUUAAAUUUGCCCGAAUGUAGGUCGAAUGUCCAUUCGUGAGGCUUUCAGCCUCAUUCGGCCUCUGGUGUGAUGGGAUUCGAUGUGCCCGAACAUUUCCAGCAGCCCUUCGAACUCUCUCUGAAUGCUUUGAAUUGCAUUUUCAAGCCAUACGAAUAUUACAACUGCAGUCAGAUUACAGUACAUCUGCACCUGGACUGCCAUUUGAUAUGUUUUUCACCACAAGUACAGAGUGCAUGUCCUCUGACUGCACGAAUGUGUCGACUGCUGUAAGAAUGCUGUACGAGGAUUUUGAAUGCACCUCAGAUUUGCCCGAAUGUGGGACAAAUUGUCAUUCGUGCUAAGUGUGAUGUAGGUAUACAGUAGUGUUCAGAAUAAUAGUAGUGCUAUGUGACUAAAAAGAUUAAUGCAGGUUUUGAGUAUAUUUCUUAUUGUUAUAUGGGAAACAAGGUACCAGUAGAUUC